CGUUUUAAAAAAGGCCCUUUCCUUUUUGAACAGUCGACACGGCGGUCUAACAGCGAGAAAUGUCAGGAAUGGAGCAGCUUUGCAAACUUUUCGUUGGCGGUCUGAACGUCCAAACAACAAAUGAUGGCCUCCGCGCUCAUUUUGAACAGUACGGGGCACUCACGGACUGCGUGGUGGUCCAAAACGAUCAACUUCAGCGGUCCCGUUGUUUCGGCUUCGUAACUUACUCCUCAGCAGAGGAGGCCGAUGCAGCAAUGGCCGCUAGGCCACAUGUUGUAGACGGUAAAAACGUGGAGCUGAAGAGAGCCGUGGCUCGGGAAGACGCGGGAAAGCCCGAAGCUCUUGCAAAAGUCAAGAAAAUAUUCGUCGGGGGCCUAAAAGAGAACAUCGAAGAGAACGACCUCACCGAUUAUUUCUCGCAGUUCGGCAUGAUCGAGAAAGCCGAAGUCAUCACUGACAAAGACACCGGCAAGAAGCGCGGGUUCGGCUUUGUUCACUUCGAAGAUAACGACUCUGCCGAUAAGGCCGUCGUGCUCAAGUUCCACAUGAUCAACGGAAACAAAGUGGAAGUAAAGAAGGCGCUGACGAAACAAGAGAUCCAGGCCGCCGGUGGAGCUCGGGGCGGCAGGGGGAGAGGAGGAGGAAGAGGAAUGGGGCGGAAUCAAAAUGGCUUCGGCGGCGGGAGAGGAGGAUACGGCAGCUACGGUGGUGGCUAUGGCGGAGGCUACGGCAGCAGUGAUGGCGGCUACGGCGGUGGCUAUGGAAGCGGAGGCUACGGAGGAGGUUACGGGGCUGGAUAUGGAGGAGGCUACAGCGAUCAGAUGGGAGGCUAUGGCGGUGGUAACGGCUACAGUGACUUUGGCGGCGGAUACGGCCAACAGUCCUCCGGCUACGGGCCCAUGAAGAGUGGAAGCACGUACGCCGGAAGGAGUGGAGCCCCGUACCCUCGUGGUGGCGGCGGUGGUGGUCCUGGUUACGGCAGGGGUGGCUACGGUGGUGACCCCAGAUGCUGGACUCUGCCCACAUCAACUGUGGCCAUGGAGUUCGUUUCUUCCGUUGCAUGUGAUCUCCGUCAGUUGUACGUCCAUUGCAAGAAAAUGACUAACCAGCUUUGUAAACUAUUUGUUGGCGGCCUGAACGUCCAAACAACCGACGAAGGCUUGCGGGCACAUUUUGAACAAUAUGGACAGCUGACCGACUGCGUGGUGGUGAUGAACCAGCCACUGCAACGCUCCCGCUGCUUCGGCUUCGUAACGUACUCGAGCGUUGAGGAAGCAGACGCCGCCAUGGCUGCUAGGCCUCAUGUCGUGGAUGGCAACAACGUGGAUCUGAAACGCGCGGUGGCCCGGGAAGACGCUGGUAGACCAGAGGCGCUAGCCAAGGUCAAGAAAAUAUUUGUCGGGGGAUUGAAAGACGACAUCGAGGAUGAACACCUCCAAGAUUAUUUCUCCCAGUUCGGUGCUAUCGAGAAAGCUCAGGUAAUCACCGACAAAGACACUGGGAAAAAGCGAGGCUUCGGCUUUGUUUACUUUGAAGACAACGAUUCUGCCGAUAAAGCCGUCGUGAUGAAGUUCCACAGCAUCAUCGGACACAAAGUGGAGGUGAAGAAGGCGCUCACCAAGCAGGAGAUGCAAGCUACCGGCGGUCGCGGCGGAAGGGGAGGCCGAGGAAUGGGCCGGGGAAGCGGGUAUGGCGGCGGAAGAGGUGGUUACUAUGGCGACUACGGCUAUCAGAACGGCGGAUACGGUACCGAAACCAGCUACGAAAGCCAAAGUGCUUACGGGGGAGGCUACGGUGACCAGAUGAGCAGCGGAUACGGCAACGGGAAUGGCUACAGUGACUUCGGCGAGGGUUAUGGACAGCAGGCUUCUGGCUACGGUGCCAUGAAAGCAGGCGGCUACUUUUCCGGCAGGAGCAGUGGGCCGUACCCACGCGGCGGUGGUGGAGGAGGUGGUGGUGGAUAUGGAAGAGGUGGCUAUGGUGGAUAUUAGAAGCACUAAUGUGACUCUAAGCUGUACGUCUUUUUUUAUUUUUACGUAAACUGUGUGGACACUGGACUAUUUGUUUGGUAUUGGGUUUAAAUUUGAGAAUUGCUCUGUGCCAUUACCAGUACCAGCAGACACGCGUUGUUCCUUUGUUUAGAUUUAAGUGGUCCUGUUUACCCAAGUCAAGCCUGUAUAACACCAUGUAGGCUUCUGUAUGAUCUGUUCUAGGUUUAUUGCCUGUCCAUCGGUAAAGAUGAAACUCAGGGGUAAUUAAAUUUUAAGCAGCUCACUUUAAUUUACAUGACCUCUUUUCUUUUGGUUUUUAAGUGUGAUUUAAGUUUUAAAGCCAUUACACCGUUCCUAUUGUACAACCUUUUUUUUAAAAGUAUAUUUAAUUUGAUCCAAAUGGCCAUAUAAGCCUUUUAACCAUUAAAAAAAAACUUUUUCAUAAACUUUG
Pimephales promelas (fathead minnow) is the source of this 2442-nucleotide messenger RNA. RefSeq names its product heterogeneous nuclear ribonucleoprotein A0, like (gene hnrnpa0l). Lineage: Eukaryota; Metazoa; Chordata; Actinopteri; Cypriniformes; Leuciscidae. The record is from RefSeq and is a predicted model, not a curated record. Gene Ontology annotation, molecular function: mRNA 3'-UTR binding. Gene Ontology annotation, cellular component: catalytic step 2 spliceosome. Gene Ontology annotation, biological process: mRNA splicing, via spliceosome.